Linum trigynum is the source of this 1438-nucleotide messenger RNA. Lineage: Eukaryota; Viridiplantae; Streptophyta; Magnoliopsida; Malpighiales; Linaceae. The record is from the annotation of a GenBank genome assembly.
GCCUAUGCCUACUCGGUCAUCCAGUACGCCGGGUCGAGUUCUGAUUGAGAAGGGAAUUCGCAAUUUGAUCUAUGACGAGUUAGCAAGAGCCCUCGGAGUGGAAGCCAAACAUGAGGACGAUUGGGAGGAAUAUGCCAUCCAAAGUUUCGACGUGAAUGCCACAUUUCUGAAGUUUUGUCUUCCAAAGUACCCAAGGACAAAGUUUAAUUCGGCCCUCACAACGACAUCCACACUCCAGCCCCAGUGGCGUGUUAUCGUUUCACUCCUGGCUCGAUCCCUGUACCCGGCUUACCACAACCCGAACAAGAAAACUGAGAGAAUCUUAUUGGCUUGUUCCUGCAUGGUGGACCUAUCUAGCACUCUGCACCUGGGUUCAGUCAUAGCCACUUCUUUUGCCAAGGCCAAUGGGGGGAACCGUCGUUAUGUCACAUCAAUGGGUCCCUACCUGCCUUGCUCGAUACUUUAAUGUCAGCCUUGCAGGGUGCUCGAAAGAGGGGCACACCAAGAGAUUUGACGAGUGCACUCUACACUCCAUGCUCUUAUUGUGCACCUUUGGCCUAAUGCAAUACAUUGAGGGAUUGAGUCCUGACUCCGAGGUCCCACCACUAGCAGAGCAGCCACCUGCUCAAGCACCCGGCCGCCGUCGGCGUUCAGCGCUCCAGCGCCCAACACAGCCACUACCACUAGCAGCAGGUGAUCCCCUCGUCCAGAGGGUGGAUCACCUUGAGACGAGCUUCGUGGGAUUCUCUUCCCGCCUGGACCGGCGGACUGACAUCCUCGAGCUUAUGGCUCAACGCCAGGACAUCCUACCAAAUGAGGUCGCGGGUCCUUCCACCAGAGAGAGGUAGCCGACGAGUGAGACAUGUGGCAGAGCUGAAGCCUUUCGCCCCACUUCUCCACUUGUAACCCUGAACUUAUUUUUGGUUGUUGUUGUUUUUGUUAUUUUUCUUCAUUGUGUGUGUGUGUGUGACAUAAACCACUAAUAUCGUAUUGUUUUUGUAAUAACCUCGCCUCGAGCGAUUCGUAUUGUGCUUGUGUGUGUGUUUUUUGUCUCUCCUUGAAGCUCAAAAUAUCCUACCCUGGAUUCAAUUCCAACUUUCACUCAUCAAGCCCAAGCGGUAACAUCAUUCUACCCCUUUCUUACGCCAUUAAGGGCAAUGUCGAGUUUAAGUGUGGGGGGUAGUUUACUAUUAUGCUUGUGUGAGUGUGAUGGAUGCUUGGAUCCUUCAUAUAUUCCCAAAUUUCAAAAAUUUGAGGGCUCAAAGCAAUGUUUGCAUGAUCAAAGUGGCCGGUGUGUGAGAAACUCUUGGUUUUAUUGACAUUGAUCUUGAAUUGUUGCAUGUGAUCGAGUAUAUCGUAUGAUGAUGACUGAGAGGUUCAUUAGGAUAUUGCACAAGUUUAGUUCUCAUGUGUGCAUAAAUGAAUGGAUGUCUUGACU